This is a messenger RNA of Electrophorus electricus (electric eel), 1565 nucleotides long. RefSeq names its product beta-1,4-galactosyltransferase galt-1-like. NCBI's taxonomy places the organism in Eukaryota, Metazoa, Chordata, Actinopteri, Gymnotiformes, Gymnotidae. Gene Ontology annotation, cellular component: cytoplasm. Gene Ontology annotation, molecular function: glycosyltransferase activity. The record is from RefSeq and is a predicted model, not a curated record.
UGGUCCACUGUUUCAGUUUGUCAUUCAUUCCAGGCACACCUAAAAGCAGUGGUAGUCACACGCAGCAGUGCCUCUGUGUGAGUUAACUAUAUAAUACAGUUAAAAAUGUUUUGCCUUUAGUAUCAUGGUUUGGUAAAAUUUUAAAAGGAUUCCUAGAGGAAUUUGUGGACGUUUUGCCUGAAGACUUAUAUACUGAUAUAAAAAGGUGUCACACUGUGCAGUGGAUUAAAAUGGAAAAGACAAAUGUCAAGCUGUUUGUUUUCCUUUUUCUUUUUGUGAUUGUAAGCUUUAUCCUGGUUCAAAACUUUGGUGGAUAUAUAUGUACAGGUGCACUUAUUUACAGAUAUCCUAUGUUGAGUAGUUCUCAAUCAAAGAAAGUUUUUUUCACAAAAAAUUCCAUAACAUCCAUUAAACAUUCAGAACAUUUUAUGGUGUCUGCAUUCACUGAUCACAGAAUCAAUGAGGCCAUUCGAGUUAUCAGCAUAAUCAAAAGGGACAAUCUGCAGCCUCUUUACUGCAUCUUCUGUAAUGAUGACCAUGACUGCCAGACUGCUGAGGCCGAAGUCCAGAUACACAGUGACCAUUUUGGCUUUCCAUUUGCAGCUUCAGAUAUGCUGUGUCAUGGCGUGCACACUCAAAUUUCAACACAAGUGGCCAUUUCAACCAGUGCAAACAUCUCAAAUAUUCACACUGAAGAUCUCUUGCCCAUAAAGAAUAAAGUGACCCAUAAAUCAUUUAAGUUCAAUUUCACUGUCUGUAUCUCCAACCUUUUUGAAGGCUACAAUAAUGUUCUGCAAUUUGUACAAACAGUGGAAAUGUACAAACUUCUAGGUGUGCAACAUAUAGUGAUCUACAACACGAGCUGUGGUCCUGACCUGGAGAAACUCUUACAGCAUUAUAAGAGGGAAGGAAUAGUAGAGAUUGUUUCAUGGCCUAUUGAUAAAUUCCUUAACCCAUCUAAAGGAUGGAACUUUGUGGAACAUGGUGGAGACCUCCACUAUUAUGGCCAGUUGGUAACUCUUAAUGAGUGUAUCUAUAGAAACAUGUAUCAGUCCAAAUAUGUUCUUCUGAAUGACAUUGAUGAGAUCAUCAUGCCUUAUAAGCAUGCUAACCUUCCAUUACUGAUGGAGGAUCUUCAACAAGAGCACAUAACUGUGGGUGUAUUUCUUAUUGAGAAUCACAUUUUCCCCAAGACACAGUGUGAAGAGACUCGUCGAUUCAGUCGACCAGAAUGGAGAAAUAUUUCUGGCAUCAAUAUUAUGGAACACAUUUAUAGAGAACCAGAUAGAAAAGAUGUCUUUAACCCCAGAAAAAUGAUCAUCAACCCAAGGAGUGUAGUACAAACAUCAGUACACUCAACCCUGGCACAAUAUGGAGAUGUGUAUUAUGUACCUUUUGAUGUGUGUCGAAUUGUUCAUGUGAGAACACCACUACAGGGACAUCUUACCAAAGAGCAACUGUUUGUUGAUACAAGGGUGUGGGACUUUGAGGCAGAACUGAUAUCAAAUGUUAAUAAAACUCUACAGGCUUCUGAUUUGAUAUAAAUUACAGAUUAAUACGACCUU